Molecule: messenger RNA, 205 nt
Organism: Cercopithifilaria johnstoni
Lineage: Eukaryota; Metazoa; Nematoda; Chromadorea; Rhabditida; Onchocercidae
Source: the annotation of a GenBank genome assembly
GUCUGUAAAGGAAGAAAUAUUCUUAACCGAAAUCGAAAAAGGACUUGAUUGCAUUUCGGAUGAUGAUAAGGAACUUGAUCCAACUGUUGUAAGUUUCGAUGAUACAUCAUUUUUCUUUAUUGAAUUCUUAAGUUUUGAAAUCUGUCUAGAAAUUGCAUUAAUAAAAGGUGAAAAUACGGGAACUAUAUCUAAUCGUUAUGCAUGA